AUGAUUAUAAGAGCCCUCAUGUAAAGAACCUCCUUGGAUGGCAAAGUUGAAUUGGAUGAAAAAUAAUUUGAAACUAUUUUAUUAAUUUUAGAUGUUUCAAUUCCUAAGCCCAUUUGUUUUGUUUAAGCCUUAAGUGAAGCAAGUUCCAAAAUCCUAAGACAAAUAUUAUUGAUUUAUAAAUGUGAUUGUUCCAAAGAUUUUUUAAUUAGCUAAUAAAAAAGAUUAGUUUAUCUUUUGUAAGUUGAGGUCAAUUAGUAGAUUAUAAAGGAAUUGACUUCAAUUCUAGAGCAACUUCGAUCGAUAAAACUGAAGUUAUUAAUUGAGAGAAUUAUUGAAUUUCAUCAAAAAAUGGAGAAGGAUAUAUCCUUAGAGUAUUUGGAAUUCGAAGUAUUUUUACCCCAAGAUUAAGAAGUACUUAGUAAACAUACACAAUUUGCUAAUUAACAAAGGAAUUAUUACUAACAACCAUAAUAGUAGAUCCCAUAACAAUUUUAAAAUUAAAAAUUCUAGUAAGCACAACCUCAAUAACAAUAACAAUAACAAUAAGUAAGAUUUAUAUCAAACAAAAUUUCCAUUUCAAUUAUUUAUUAAUUUCUGAAUAUCAUAUCUAUGGCUUCUAAAUUAGAUUCCAAAUAAAUAGAUGCUAAACAAUAUGAUGAGUUGUCAUCAUUAAUUUCUGAUGAAGUUGGAAGUUUUGGCACAACAUACGACCCCACUCUAUUUCCUAUUAGAUAGAAAAUUAGAGAUGCUUUAGUUUAUUUAUUGCAGCUAUAAAAAUUAGAGUUGAAGUCAUUCGAAAAUUUGUGGUAUUUAUCAGAAUAAUUAAAACUUUAUUUGGAAAGAGCAACCAAUGACAUUCAAAUAAACUCACAAAGAAAAUAAACAUUCCCUUUUUUGAAUUCGAUUAUCUCUACUUAUAAAAAUCCAAUCAAAGAAUCAAUUGAGUAUACAUAACUAAAAACUGAAAUACUGAAAGAGCAAUACUGGAAUGUUAGAGAUACUCUUCAUAUUGAAUUUCAUAACAUGAUGAAAAUAAUUGAAAAUUAUGAUGGCACAAAUUAAUAGAAUUUUUUAUAAAUUGCGAGAAUACAUUAUUAGGUAGAGUUCAAAUAAUAUUUGGAAAAAUUGAAAAAUGUAGGAUCUAAUCAAGUUAAAAGCGCAGUAAACUUAAUAAUUUAGACUUAAUGA
Messenger RNA from Paramecium tetraurelia, 1188 nucleotides. RefSeq lists its product as uncharacterized. NCBI's taxonomy places the organism in Eukaryota, Ciliophora, Oligohymenophorea, Peniculida, Parameciidae. The record is from RefSeq and is a predicted model, not a curated record. The transcript has 2 exons.